This is a messenger RNA of Mytilinidion resinicola, 829 nucleotides long. RefSeq lists its product as uncharacterized. NCBI's taxonomy places the organism in Eukaryota, Fungi, Ascomycota, Dothideomycetes, Mytilinidiales, Mytilinidiaceae. The record is from RefSeq and is a predicted model, not a curated record. The transcript is spliced from 2 exons. Bases 111 to 587 code for a protein of 158 amino acids.
AACCCCUCAUCUUCUUCGGAUUCUGAACGCUCAUUUCCUUGCCUCUCAGCAUCAAUCAAUCUAUCUACAACAGAUCGCUUAGAUUCGAGCCAGCCCCCCUGGUUAAGAUCAUGGCCCAGCGAUUGGUGAAUCCUCUAGACUACUUUGCCAUCCAGAACGUCAUCUCACGGUAUUGCGUCGCACUGGACUCCAAGGAAUUCGAGCGUCUGGCAGAGGUCUUUACGACAGACGUGGACGCUACGUAUCCGUUUCCUGGCGGCGACCUGAAAGGCAUCGAGGCAUUGGAGAGUAAGAUCCGUGCAAGACUUGGCAAAGUAGUCACACAGCACGCCCUCACCACCCAAAUCAUCACGUUCAACGACGACGGCAAAAGUGCCUCGGCAGAAACAUACUUCACUGGCUCGCAUUUUGGGCACGGCGCCUUCGAAGGCCAGGUCAUUACUGCAUACGGGAAGUACAUGGAUCAGUUGGUUUGUUGUGAGGGAGCAGCACCCGGAAUGCCAGGAGCGUCAGGCUUGUGGUUGAUCAAGAAGCGAGAGGUGCGAUUUAUGAAGAGAAUUGGUGACGAGGGCAUUAUGCAGAAAUGAAGAGCGCCCUUUCAUGCACUCAUCUUAGUCAGAGUCAGACGCGCACUGACGAUAAAAUAGCCGCAGCAUAACCCAAAAGUAUGUUUUUCAACCUAGACGUUACAUAGACAACGGUCCCGUUCAUACCAAGAUCGAUCGAUAACUAACAAAAGCGAUGGUUUGCAUAACGAGCGAUGAACUGCUGGGUAUAUCUUUCCGAGCUCUCCUACAGCUUUCUUGGCCUACUUCCCGCCCUUGGGCAU